CAAACUACGCCUACGCCGGCAAAUUACAGUGCCACCGCAUCGAAAAUUACCAAUAAAUAGCAUCCCUUGGAAUAUCUCGCUAUAAAAAUAUAUAUACAUCAUGAUCGAGACACUAUAUAAUCUGCCCUUCCACAUCCUGGUGCCGCCAAACAUAAAAGUCCGAAAAUUCAGCAUUCCAAUGCCGUCGCCCAUGGCUGUCUUCAGUGUGAUAUUGUUUUCCUAUUUUCUGGUGACAGGAGGAAUAAUCUACGACGUGAUUGUGGAGCCGCCGAGUGUGGGAGCCACUGUGGAUGAGCAUGGACACUCUCGUCCGGUGGCCUUUAUGCCAUAUCGCGUGAACGGACAAUAUAUCAUGGAGGGUCUGGCCAGCAGCUUCCUGUUUACUGUCGGCGGACUGGGCUUCAUAAUAAUGGAUCAAACCCACUCCCCAGGAAAGACGAACCUCAAUCGCCUGCUGCUUACCGCCAUGGGAUUCAUUUUCAUCCUGGUCUCCUUCUUCACCACCUGGCUAUUCAUGCGCAUGAAGCUGCCCAGCUACCUGCAGCCCUAGAAUCUCUACUAAAAACGGACGGAUUAACACACUCUUAGUUUCCUCUUGUCUGUGUACAGUCGAAAAUCUCUAAAUCGAACUGCUGUCAUUCGAAAUUCUAGUUUCAAAGCUUAAAGCUACGAUCAAAAGCAUUCCUCAACAUGUAUUUUUAUACAAAUAUGAUAUAUGCACUGUAGUAACUUUCUUACAUAUAUAGAAUAUCAUCAAAUUAUGAGUCAGUUUUGGUUAUUUCUAUAUGAUUCCAUAAUGUCAAAUAAAUAAUAUAAUAAACAAUCGGAAACAAAGGGUCCUUAAAAUACUAA
Drosophila rhopaloa is the source of this 852-nucleotide messenger RNA. RefSeq names its product putative oligosaccharyltransferase complex subunit CG9662. The transcript is spliced from 2 exons. The record is from RefSeq and is a predicted model, not a curated record. Lineage: Eukaryota; Metazoa; Arthropoda; Insecta; Diptera; Drosophilidae. Gene Ontology annotation, cellular component: oligosaccharyltransferase complex. The coding region runs from base 101 to 550 and encodes 149 amino acids.